Passer montanus (Eurasian tree sparrow) is the source of this 1500-nucleotide messenger RNA. It is a transcript of the gene TIMM13, whose product is annotated as translocase of inner mitochondrial membrane 13. NCBI's taxonomy places the organism in Eukaryota, Metazoa, Chordata, Aves, Passeriformes, Passeridae. The transcript is spliced from 3 exons. The record is from RefSeq and is a predicted model, not a curated record. The coding region runs from base 79 to 372 and encodes 97 amino acids.
CCCGCCGGGAACCGCAGUCCGGGCGCCGCCAUUUCUCCCUCCGGCAGCGCAGGGGCCUCGGCCGCGGUGACUCUGGGCAUGGAGAGCGGCUUCGGCUCCGACUUCGGCUCCGGAGGAGGCGGCGGGGGGAAGCUGGACCCGGGGCUCAUCAUGGAGCAGGUGAAGGUGCAGAUCGCCGUGGCCAACGCACAGGAGCUCUUGCAGCGGAUGACGGACAAGUGCUUUCGGAAGUGCAUUGGGAAGCCCGGCGGCGCCCUGGACAACUCCGAGCAGAAGUGCAUCGCCAUGUGCAUGGACCGGUACAUGGACUCCUGGAACACAGUUUCGCGAGCCUACAAUUCUCGGCUGCAGCGGGAGAGAGCCAACAUGUGACGCCUGCCGGCCUCCGGGCCGAGAGGGACCAUGUGGGGAAGGGACAGCGGCCAGUCCAGGUGGUCAGGGGUGAAUCCUGCUGCCUUCCCAGCCCCUGCCAUGGCAGAGCAAUAAAACCUCGCUGAACCUUUUGCAUCCAUUGGCUUUUAUUAGCACCAGCACCAGGAGAGAGUGAUUUUUUUUUUCCCAUGAGCUGCUUGCUUUACUUCUUGUCCUUCCCAAGUGUCCAGAUUGGCCUAAGGCAUUAUAUCAAUUUCUAAAUCCCUGCUGAAAGGGCUGUGACAGGCAAGGAGCCUUCUGUGGAAAACAGGGGCCAAGCCAAGUCAGCAACACAAUACCCUUGCUUGGGGUUCCAGCAUGGACCCAUCCAUAAGGUCGUUACUCAGUCCCUUUUCUUUAGAGGAAAAACUGCCAGAAGAUUGUCCACAUGCCACUUCGGCUGUUUCGUCUCUUAUAUCUGUAUAGUGCUUUGUGGGGCUGUCUUUGGGCUCCCUAGGCUUUGACUCGGCUCAAGCACAGUGUUGGGGAGCAGGACAGCCUCGCAAAUAGUUGUAUGAGCACAGCUAGGGAAGCAGGGUUGGGAAGUACUUAGAUUCUUUUCUUUGUGGAAUAAAGUGUGUUGUGUGGCUGUAAUAUUCUGUAGUUUCUGGUUUGGCUCUGGCACAGGUGUUCCAUCUUUGAGCCUAUAUCCUAAGCAUAAUUUUUUUGAGGGAGGAGCAUGUCUGCAAAAGGGAAUGUUGGUCUGCUUUGGGGCACAACUCUGUUUUUGUGCUUCCACACUGCUCCUAAAAAGGUGGGUUCAUGCUGUGUGGUCAGCAGUGGAUACAACAGUUGCAAGAGGAGAGUGUUGGAGAUCAGCAGUGCCCAUGUUGUUUUUUUUUUUUAAUCCUGUCUUUUGAAGCACUUCUGUAUUUUAUGAAAGAUUGUAUGGUUUGCUGGACACAGAGAGAGACUGGAAGAGUGACAUCUCCACACCUCCUAGGACAUUCACUGGGAUGUGGUGGAACCUAAAGUGUUCUCACAGCAGGUAAACUAUGAGGAGAUACUUGGGAAUUUGGACUUACUGAAACUGGAGUUUCUUUUCUAGACUGUAAGAAUGACUACUUGAAAAUAAAGUGCUUUCAGACA